Messenger RNA from Leucoraja erinaceus (little skate), 3255 nucleotides. RefSeq lists its product as uncharacterized. NCBI's taxonomy places the organism in Eukaryota, Metazoa, Chordata, Chondrichthyes, Rajiformes, Rajidae. The coding region runs from base 1490 to 2245 and encodes 251 amino acids. The transcript has 2 exons. The record is from RefSeq and is a predicted model, not a curated record.
UGUUCUUAACAAAAAUCUAUCCAUCAUGUGAAACCGUACGAAUAACAGAUAUAAAUUAGAUAACUUCUAGACUGAAAGUCGAAAACUUUUUUCACGCACACAAAUUUUCAUCGUUUUACCACCAUUUUGGACACCAAAAAUGUGACAUAAAAACUCUGCCACAUUUAGUCAUGAAUAUUUAAUUCAUAAAUAAACUUCAUAUGGCCCCUCAUACAUAUACGUUUUGAUAAUGAUCUAGGUAAAUAUCUACAUCAAUACCAGGAGAAAAGUACAGUAACAUGUCUGGUAUUCCGCCUCACAAAGAUCCGGUAACAGUUGGUGUGCUUGGUGUCCAUUGUCACAACAAAUGUUAUCGGGGUCGGUACCUCUGCAAGUUAAACCGCGGAGGCUCCAAACUUCUACUGCUUUUCACAAGCCCCAACGAGGUAUCCUGUGGUAGUAGUGAUUUUUGGGCGAGUUAAUUAUUUUUUCUUAUAUACAAAGUUAAUAUAUCAAAAACAUUGUGGUGUCAAAAACACAACGACUGUUUAUGAUAUUUUCCGACUUUUUAAAGUCAAUAAAAAAUUAUAUUUGGGCAUAAAUUGGCCAUCAAAACUGAGCCAAUCUCAAUUUGGCAACACACUCUCUUGUUUACCUUUCGUGUGGACUAAGUCGCUAACUUAAUUCCUUCGUGUCAACAUCCGGAAGCUCCACAAUGACCGUGACGGAGACAUUUUACUUACUAAAAAAUCAUCCCAAGUCAAACCUUCCGACGAAUCAUUGGCCAUCUAUAUAGAUCAAAUCCAUAAGGCAUUGUACCGUUUUUUCUAUCUAUGGAUAUAUUUCGCAGUGCAAUGUUCGAUUUUCCUCUCAAACUGUGAUAUUGAGAUGAAUGACUGCAUUUGUUUUUGUGUUUGUGUCGACGGGAACGUCUGUUAUGUAGAAAAGCAUUUCUUUACUUCGUAUGUUAAAUUGUCGACCUUUUUUGUUACGGUUAAUAUCAUCAAGAAGGUAUCAGUGAAUAAGUCCACAAUUAUUUAGUUUUGUGUUAGAUCACAUUGGUGAAAAUGUUUGGUUUUCUCUAAUAAUGUUACAUUCGUUUUCUGGGACACAAAACCUUUGAAGGUCCACUGCAAUGUACGUUUGUGUGUAUGAUCAUGACAAUCGAUUUUCAUUUUAUUCUGUUAUAAUUUUCUAGACAGAAAAUGAGAGAGUUUCUCUCUAAAUUAUUCUUGGGAUGCUGUAGUUUUAAGCCUACUGCGUGUUUUAUUUUUUGAUAAAUUUGAUGUGUAAAACGUUCGUUGCUCGGACCCGAUGAUAUUUGCAUCCUCAGAACGACCGUUGCAUGUUCCAGUCGGGCAUAAGAAUAGGCCCGACUCGUGACUAAAGGACACAUUUUCUAUGUUUCAUACAGCAUUAAUUUCUUUUCAGGUUUUUUUUAUUAUAUGUAUGAAUCAAAUACGACUUGGUAAUUUAUUUACGUGAUCACUAGACUUAUCACGAAUAUCACAUGAAAAGCUACAGAAUGGAUCUUCGUAAGCAUAGAACGGUGAACACCAAACCCCCAGAUGUGCCAGCUGUUCCGGGACUUUCUGAACAGAACAAAAAAAAAAACCAGAAGAUGGCAGCAGCUGAAAGGCAGAGAGCAUAUAGACAAAGAGUGAAAGAAAAUCCAGAAAAAUACAAGCAGCAGAAAGAAGGAGACCGGUUGCGUUGUAAGCUAUGGAGAAUGAACAGAAGUGAAGAACAAGAACAGAGAGACAGAGACUUAUGUAAGCAAAGAUCAGUUGUGUUCAGAGCAAGACAGAAGGCCUCUGGUACCAAGCCUGCUUCAAAACGAACAAGGAAGCAAACACUGGCACAGGCUGAAAAGUGGAGAGAAUACAAGAGGAAAGAAAGAACAGCAAUGCCAGCACAAAAAAGACGACGAGUAAACGAAAGACGUAGAGCACUAUAUGCCCAGAAGAAGGAAGCGGAGAAGAAGGCGGACGAGGUGAAAGCGUCUCGAAACUUGGAAAAAACACCCUCGCUUUUCACAAGUGAAAAUGCAAGAUGGAAAGCUAUCUCAAGGUCAUUGCACAUUCUACCACGAUCACCUGAUAAAUUUGCUCUGGUACUGUCUUCUGUCGUUGGAAAGAGCACACCAAGGAGAAAGUCAGCACUGAAAAAGAAAUGCAUCCUUAGCCCAGGCUCGAAGAAGAAACUUGCUUUCAACCGCAAACACUCAGUGAAAAACUACACACUGGAUUCCCGGAAACAAAGAUAACCAUAUAACAAUUACAGCACGGAAACAGGCCAUCUCGACCCUUCUAGUCCGUGCCGAACACAUAUUCUCCCCUAGUCCCAUAUACCUGCGCUCAGACCAUAACCUUCCAUACCUUUCCCGUCCAUAUAACUAUCCAAUUUAUUUUUAAAUGAUAAAAACGAACCUGCCUCCACCACCUUCACUGGAAGCUCAUUCCACACAGCCACCACUCUCUGAGUAAAGAAGUUCCCCCUCAUGUUACCCCUAAACUUCAGUCCCUUAAUUCUCAAGUCAUGUCCCCUUGUUUGAAUCUUCCCUACUCUCAGUGGGAAAAGCUUUUCCACGUCAACUCUGUCCAUCCCUCUCAUCAUUUUAAAAACGUCUAUCAAGUCCCCCCUUAACCUUCUGCGCUCCAAAGAAUAAAGCCCUAACUUGUUCAACCUUUCUCUGUAACUUAUUCGACGCCUUGGAUGAAAGCACCAAGGAUCGAGUGUGGUCUUUCUAUCUAAGAGUUGAUGUUUCCAGAGAAUUACCUUGCAGGGUGUUGGAUACUUCCAAGAGUGUUAUGGAGUGUUCGUUUAAAAAAGCAUACUCUUUGUUCUGUGAAGAAAAUCCAUAAUUGAUGAUCAGCUCCAGUGCUUUCUACAUGCUUAAACCAUCAAACAUCAGACCCAUGUCAGCUACAAAGCUGUUGCAGUGCCUCUGUGAAUACUGUUUUUCCUACGUAACGCGCGUCGCGGUGUCCACUCAGAUGGAUUCUACUACAUGAUCAGAUGAAUUAAGUGAAAACGGUGUUUGCAAUUUUAUUGUUCCAGGUGGUAUUCAUAAACAUAGAAAGGAAUAAGAAAUACGUGCACUUACUGUGCCAACCAGGUCACUGGUUGACACCCCGCGACAACCAUUACACAAAAUGUAUUUGUGUAUUCUGAUGCCAUUUUCGUAAACUUGCCAUCAAUAUGCUAUCUUUUAUAUUUUUUUGUUCAUACUAUGUUAGUCAUGAACCCAAUAAAGUUCUUGUCAACUUUUUUGAA